AUGAAUUUUAUUGAUUUUAUUCAUGAGCAUUAUUGGAACAAUGACAAUUCUAAUAUUCAAACAACAUUACAUCGUGCACAUCAACAUCUCGAAAGACAACGUAAUCUAAUAUGGAAAGAAAUAGCGUCGAUAAAACAAGAAGAAGAAACCUUAAAACAUGUACUAGAAUCGAAAAAUAAGCAAACCGUGUCUAAAGAGCAAAACAUCUCUGCGAAUAAUGUACCAUUGAAAGCUAAACAAGGUACAGAUAUUCACUUACGUCAAACACCAACAGCUUUAGAAAUAGAGCAACUGAAUAAAUUACCGUUAGAUUUAUAA
This is a messenger RNA of Didymodactylos carnosus, 318 nucleotides long. The record is from the annotation of a GenBank genome assembly. Lineage: Eukaryota; Metazoa; Rotifera; Eurotatoria; Philodinida; Philodinidae.